GAUAGUCGUCUUUGGCGCUCAAUAAGAAUUAGAAUUAAAGUUGUUGUCAAAACUUGGUUUUAGGUUUGCGGUGAAUAUAUAUAUUUUUAAAAUUUGUUUGAUUUUUGAAUGAUUAUAUUUCCUAAGGAUUUAUUUUUCAUAUAGUCUUUCAUAUUUUAUUCUCUAAUCGACUCGUCAAAUCUCAUUGCUAAUUUUGUUUACGAGCCAACAAAAUGAUUUUUAACUGUGUAAUUUGCAGUGAUAUAUUUGAUUCUGCCUCUGAAACGUAUACCACAACAUGUGGUCAUUUAUUUCAUUACGUUUGCUUGAUAGAAUGGCUAGAAAGGUCCAAGUCCUGCCCGCAGUGCCGGAGCAAAACCACAGAAAGUAAUAUCCACAGAGUGUUCUUCAAUGUUAUGAAUGACGGCAAGGAAGACGCUGGUUCUCUUCGGAAUCAGAUCGAAAAUCUGAAAUUCGCAGUCCAAAUGAAAGAACUCGAAGUGAAGAAUGCUGCAGAUGAAGUGAAAACACUGAAAAAACGAAAUGUGAAAUUGAGAAAUGAGUUCCAGAAUUUCGAGCAGAAGGUCUCGGUGCUGGAACUGCUGACGGUGUCCCUGAAGGAGCAGAUCAAGCACCUGAAGGGGCAGGUCAAAGCCGGGGAGGACGCCAAGGAAGAGGCGCGUCAACUCAGGAACAAACUGGAAAUCUUGAAAAACGUGGAGCUGGUGGUGCAGGGCUCGGUGCCUGAGGUGGAGGCAAUGCUGAGCAGCAGCUGCUGUGGGACGAGCGAGUCCCAGAAGGCCAUGUUCACGUACUCCGUCAUGCUGAAGAGGGAGCUGAGCGCCGCCACGGAGCGCCGGCGCGAGGCGCGGGCGCGGGCAGACGCGCUGCAGCGCUCACUCUCGGCCGCGCGGGCGGAGCUGGCGCGGCUGCGCGAGGACGGCGCGGCGCGGGAGCUGGCCCUGCGCCAGGCGGGGGACGACCUCCGGCUCGCAGAGGAAGAGCGGCAGGGCCUCGCUAGGAAGGUGCGAGACCUGGAGCGGGCCGUCGCGUCCCCGUCGGGCGACCCCCGGGACCGCCUGGCGGCCGGGCCCCCCGCCCCGGACUCCCUCAAGAGGCCCCGGCUCACCGACCCUUCCGGGGACUGCCUAGACCCGCAGCUGGGGGGGGAGGCGCCCCGCACGCCCGUGCCGAGGCGCAAGGAGGCGCGGCCGUCCGUGCUGCGCGGCUCUAGCCUGCUGUCCCGUCGCACCAGCUUCAUGCGCGCCGCGCCCGGCGUCUCGGCGGAGGCCCGGGAGGAGGCCUACGACGGCCUGGGCGGACACUCCCGUCGCGACGACUUCCCCGUCCCCCUGGCUGGGGCCCGCCUCCGGGCGAGGGUCGCCCCGCUCAGGAAGAAGCCCUCCCCGCUGGCCACCCUGGAUGCCUUCAUCGGCCAGGCGUGAGGGGGCUGCUGUCGGCACGAGGUAGCCUGCCCACUCGCUCCACUGGCAUUGCGGUCACAUAUAAGCUACAGAAUAAGAAAAAAAGUAUUGAGAAACAACAACAGUGACGGUCCCAUCAGUCCGUCACUGUGUAAACGGUGGACCUCGACCGUUCCCGUGAGUCUCGGUCGGAACUGUACCGAACCCCGAGGCAUUUUCCACCUCUCUGUAACGGACGUUGCCUUUGAGACGUGGACACCUUUCGCAACAAAGGGGACGGAAGUGUCGAUUAUUUUUCACUUCAAAUUGGCCCAAAAUUUUACUAACUAUUGAUCGGUUGUGUUAAAUGACUGAAAAAAAUAUCUGUUUUCAAUAUGUAAUGAAAAAUAAUAAUAAGACUUCGGAAUGUUAAUUUUUUAAAUAAUUCGCUAAAAUAUUCCUGCCAGAUACGGAACACUGCAAACCUAUGCCAUAAAUAAUGCGUAUUGCGCACAAAAUAAUGGAAAAAUUGAAAAAGAAAAAUCAGCCAUCCGUUUGACUUCAAAUUAAUUUAAUAUCAUAUAUAUUAUUGUUGACUGACAGAUACAAUUUAAUGACAUUUGAGAUUGUGGCACAUUUUUAAUAUUUUAAUAGGGAAAGAAUACUUCAUAAUUAAUUUUAUGUCACAACUCAAUUGAUACAACAGUAAUGGAAAAUACAAUACAGUAAACUUAGUACCCAUGUUUAGUUUCACUCCUUUAUAAAGAACUCAUUUUAUAACAAACACACAAAUAUUCAGUCCUUUAAGUUUUUUUGUAUAUAAGUAUAUAGGUUUUACUGUAGUAUGAAACAAAUUAAUCUGAAAGUAGACUCUAAAAUAAAUAUGUAAGAAAAAUAAUGCGAUAAAUUUGUCAAUAAACAAUGUAAUUGCUCUUCAGAGAAACAUGCCUAUCAGUUACAUGGUUACUGUGAACUUACUUAAAUACUUAACAAUAACUGUAUGACAACAGGCAAGUACAUCAUAGUACCUAAUAAACUAUGCCUGCAAGGGAAGAGUUACUAUGCUACCUAGCAGGCUGUUAUGCCUAUGUGUAGUCUGCUAAUUAGCGAUGAAAGAGUUAAUUAAAUUUUAACAGUUCUAUAAUAUUCACACUGAUCCAUCAGUACUAAAUGGAGCAACCACGUGGUUGUAAUUUUUCAAUGCUAUAGGCUAGUGACAGCAUCAGUACUUAGCUCAUUUUCAACGUAUUUAGAACUAAUAUAUUUGUCCUUGAAAACAUUUGUAAAAACAAACCAGUACUGCAAAAUAUAGUUUUGAUUGGCUUGUAACCUUUAUAAAGCAUUUUAAAAAGUAGCAUUUCUUUGUGGCUUCAAAUGUUUUGAUUUGUUAUGUAUCACUGUUAAUUAGUUUUUUUACUGUUUUUAUUAAAUGUAAAAAUUAAAUAUUCUGAGUCUUGUGUGUACUUCAGUACUUUUGAAAAAAAGUUUUCUAGGUUGCUGAAUUAUAAUUUUUACAGACUUUUUGCUAUGUUUAUGAUUAUGUACUUUACUAACACAUGCAUAUUAAAAGAGAAAGUUACUCUUUAAUUUUGUAUACAGUAGAACCUUGUUAUAAUGUUUUUCAAGGGGGCGAAAGAAAAAACAUAUGAAGGAAAUAUCAAUUUGACACUUGUCAACAUUUGUACUUUUUACCAAUUGACUCCUCAAGCUAUAUAAACAAAUUUAAAUUAUAAACCACUGAUGAUACACUCGAUGCUCGAAUUUGCUUAACAAUGUUUCAACUUCACUGUGCUUCAAGCUUCUAUUUUAUUUGUCUUUAAAGAUACUGUGGUGGAUUACCCAGUACAGGAUAAGCCAACACGAAUCAGACACUCGCCUGGGAAUAGCCUCUAAAAUUUAAUUUUUGAGUGUGAUUUUUCUUGCUUUUCCUUAAAGCAGGUGCCCCGAAAAGCAGAGCAAAACAAUCAAAUACACAGAAUUUAAGGUAGGAACGAAGUGCACUCUCCUUAUUAUAAGAAAUUGUGCAACUAUAAAAUACGCUCAACGCUUUAUUCAAGAUUAACUCCGAGUCUGAACAUGGUUCCUGUAGCAUGCAAUGGAUCAGCUCGCGUUCAUUUAGAGCUACAAAAUAUUUGCUACUACUGUACAUUUUUUUUUAUGUAUAUGUACCGCACUUACAAUUACCGCAAAUGUCUUGACACAAUUCAGCCUGGAUACCAUACUUAAGCAAUUUAAGCCUCUACACAUGGAAAAUAUUUAUAAAAAAAAUUUACACAAGUGCUUAUUAAAUUGUUUUAUACAAUUAUUUUGAAAUAAUAUGACCCGGGUCUACUAAUGGUACGCGUGCCACGGCACCGUAUAUUUUCCUUUCGGGUCCAUGUUUUCUUCUUUUACUUAAAGUAAUUGUACUGGCCAUAAUAUGGUUUGAUUCAAGUUUUCGGGCGGUUCCCUUGCGCGACCAAGUGAUACGAAGUCGCAACACUCGUAUGGUCCAACUGGGACGCCAUGUGACAUAGCAGCUGACUCUGGCCACGGGAAUGCAAGGGCUUAAGGGACGGAGCUAAUGACUUACUUGUUCAUUGAAGACGUUGCUGCAGACACCAGGUCUCCUGACCCGGAGCUGGACACUGGAGUUUCUGCGAUCCGCCGAUCAGCUGCCUGAAGGCUGGUCCGGUGGACACACGCUUGUUCGCCACGAAUCCUGCAUACCAAAUCUCCGUCCGGUACUCUCGACUCGUGCCUAUCAAAUACGUAUAUUUUACCUAUAUCUUAUAUCAAUUUAAACUAAAAAUGCAUUGAAAAAACUUAACGUAAUAAAAACCGGGCUGCCGACUUUACCUAAAAUGUUACUAGACAGUUGUUUUAAUCGGCGCUUACGUGCCAAACAAAUUAAACACAAAUCAACUAAAAUAAACUAAAAAUGAAUUAAAAUUUAGAACUAAGCAAUAAACAUAAUUAACAAAAUUAAUCAAUUACAAAACAUAUUUCCUAGGAAGAAGAAAUAUGAAGAAAAAUUACGUUCAGAAUAAAAAUAGAAGAAAAAAAUUCCGCUAAUGCACUUAGAUUUUUCACAAGAUAGCACCAUCAAAUAGGAAAAAUUACACUCGCUUAAUAGCUAAAUUCUUAACCAAAAGAAAAUUACUAAAACCUAAGGCCCAAAAUUUUGUGUACCACAUUACUUCCUUUUACUACAAAAACUGUUUAUUUCCUACCUCUUUCGAAAGCACUUUUACUGGACUUAGAAAUUUUUUUGUGGUGUAUGGUCCACCAUAGAGGUUCUGCAACUUAGUGGCAAGGAAUUUGGCUUUAUUACGUUGCCAGAACUGGCGGCACAAAACCUCGUGACCCACGACAAAAGGGUUUGGUACCUAUCUUUAUUACAUUGAGAUUUUAUUUUGUUCCAAUACUAUUUAAUCCUGUUAAAAAAAUUUUAAUUAAUAUAAGUUUGAAAUCUCUAGUCCCCGAAAUUUCAUAACAGGUUUUCAUUGAUACUUGUAAAGCCGGAAUUUAAUAGUUUGUCUGUUGUCAGUUAGCCGCUGAGCCAUUUAUAACACUCAGUUCUUCUGUAAUAAUAUUUUUCCGUAUACGUGUUGCCUACUGUUGAGAAAACUUAAAUUUUGGAAAAAUUUAUUUUCUAUAAUUAGAUUAGUUUGACAAUCAUGUUAGCUAUCCACUCAUUAAACUCAAUAUAUUUCACUCUGGUAAUUUUAUUUUUAACAUUUUCGGAGUUACCAUGCAUAAUUAAUUACACUUCUGUGAACUGUACAACUUUUGUUUCAAAAUACAAUCUUUAAAAUGUGCUCAAACACAAUUUAAAAAACAAAAUUGUACUUGUGUAUAUACAGUACAACAUUUUAAUUUAGACUAUUUACAACAAAUCUUACAUCAAAUUGAAGGUAAACUAACCUAGUUGUACAGCACACAUACAACCCAAAGUCCAAUUCUUCCCACACUUUGAUUAACACAUCCAGAGUAGUGGAAGCAAUGGCUUCUUUAAUUCUGUGUCUCAAACCAUCAGGUAGCGGCGGAACGUAUACACGAUCUUUUAUAAAGCCCCAAAGGAAAAAAAAAUCGCAUGGCGUCAUGUCAGGUGAACGUGGAGGCCAGCGAGAAAGAGCUCUGUCAUCUCGACCAUUGCGACCAAUCCAGCGGUCAGGGACUUCGACGUUCAACCACUCUCGUACAAACAGAUUCCAAUGGGGAGGGGCUCCAUGCUGUUGCCAAAUAAGAGCCAUUCUUUCGUGCUGCAAGGGAGAAAACAACUAAGCCGUAUUUGUGCAUGGACUUAUCUAAAACUAUUUGUGUUACUCUUUGUGACCUUGAACCAACACACUACAAAUGCUUGCAGUUGAUACUAUUAAAAUUUAUAACUGGAACAUUCUUUUAUGGACAGACUGUAUAAUUUUAAGGAUAAUGAAUCACAAAUACAAGAUAUGUACGCAGCUCAUUCUGAAUAGAUGACGUACUUCCAUCAUUUCACGUCAUUUCCAAGUUUCCUAUCACUCACUCAUUAUUAAAGAUUUUGAAAGCUUGCAUUUAACAUUGCGUUCUUUGUGUGCAUAACUGUAUUAACUUGUUCAAAUAUUGUUAAUGAAAUUUUGUUUUGAUUUUUACAUAUUUAAUACAGCUGUGUUCUUGCCAGGUUUAGAACAAAAUGCAUUUUGCAUUGUUGGCCUGUUGUUUACUUUGUUGUGUUUUGGUAAAACGGAAUAGGUCACAUUUGAGGUGACUUUAUUUUUGGUGUUAUUCUGAGUAUUAAUUGCAUUUUGUUAAGUGAGUAGUGAAGUAAAUUUAAUAUAUAGUUUUGAAGAUGAUUAAUAGGAUUGUAAUAAUGUAAAAAAAAAAAGCAAAACCUAUACUAAUAAUAAAACUGAUUGAGGUAAGAAGCUGUACAUUGGAUGAAAUUAGAGUGUAAAAGUAACGAUAAAAUGUGUACCCGUAUGUAUUCGUUACUAUAACAAUUAGUACUCGUUACUUUCGUAUCGUUACUCGUUACUUCUGAUACCGCAUAACAGGCUAUGUUAUGUAACAGCAACGAAUCGAGUCGUAUUUCGUACGCGUACAGUAUGACGUCACGUAAAUAAAAAUAAAUAGAAUAUAAACAGUUAAAAAUAUUUGAUAAUUACCAGCUUUUGUUAACCAAGAAACAAUUAAAUUUCAUUAGAGCGGCUUUAUUAUAAUGUAUCUUUUAAGAUAAGACCAUAAAACUUGAAAAUACGCGAUAAUUAAAAACAAAAACAAACAUAUUUAUAAUUUGUAAAAAAUACUUUACGUUGUUUCUGUUCGAAUCUAAAACUUUGUCUACACACACAAUACCUUUAAUAAACAGUAAAAAAACUUGGGACGACGAAUUUACAAAUUAUACUUUUAUUAAUAAACAAACAUCGUUCUUUGUAACGAAUAAGCGUGCGCAUGCGUAAAACAUACGAAAGAUGCGAGUAACGAAAUGCAUUCGUGUGUAACGUUUCGUUACUCGGUACUAGAUGCCGCAUCCGUUACUCAGUAACGAAUACAUACGGUUUGCUACAGCUCUAGAUGAAAUGAUGAAGGACUCUUGUAAAUAGCUUUUAACAUUAUUUGAAACUCAAAAAUAUAGUUUUUUUUUUUAAUAAUUUUUUGUUUGUUUGCUUGGUUGUCUGAUCAGUCAUGAAUUGAUAACUACAUGACUGAAUUUGAUGCAUAUUUCCAUUCCUCAAGGGGUUGAAAAGAGGUAAAUAUGGUCUUAAAAUAUAUCACAGAAGCUAACAAAACAAGAAAAGAUAUUGGAUAUCAAUAAUCAACAUACAAAAACUACCAACCACUUUUUUUUAUUAACAAAAUUUAACUCUUAAGGGAUGUAAAAGUUGUAAUUGUAUUUUUAAAAAGAAAAAAAAAGUACUUUUGAAUCAAUUGGAACAAAAGACAAGUCUAAGAAAGAAAAUUAGAUGAAUGCAGAAAGAGCUACGUACCUAUUGAUUUAUUUAUUUAUGUAUUUUAAAAAAAAGUAUUUCCAAAGCUAAUAAAGUAUGGAUAAUAA
Bacillus rossius redtenbacheri is the source of this 7398-nucleotide messenger RNA. Its product is annotated as E3 ubiquitin-protein ligase TRAIP-like. Gene Ontology annotation, molecular function: ubiquitin protein ligase activity. Lineage: Eukaryota; Metazoa; Arthropoda; Insecta; Phasmatodea; Bacillidae. The record is from RefSeq and is a predicted model, not a curated record. The transcript is spliced from 6 exons. Gene Ontology annotation, cellular component: nucleus; site of DNA damage. The coding region runs from base 213 to 1424 and encodes 403 amino acids. Gene Ontology annotation, biological process: replication fork processing; protein ubiquitination.